Messenger RNA from Salvia miltiorrhiza (redroot sage), 957 nucleotides. RefSeq lists its product as uncharacterized. Bases 1 to 957 code for a protein of 318 amino acids. The record is from RefSeq and is a predicted model, not a curated record. NCBI's taxonomy places the organism in Eukaryota, Viridiplantae, Streptophyta, Magnoliopsida, Lamiales, Lamiaceae. The transcript is spliced from 3 exons.
AUGGGCAUUGCUCGUUAUGUGGGACACCCGUUAAGGGUUGAUGGAACUUCAGCAAAAAGAGACUUUGGCCAAUUCGCCAGAAUUCUUAUCGAAAUAGAUAUGUCUAAACCUUUGCCUAAUACUCUUCUUGUUGAUGGAGAUGACGUUGCUUUUCAUGUGGAAUUUACAUAUAAAUAUCUCCCUUUUUUUGUUCCAGAUGCAAAACAACAGGACAUACUCUCGAGAAAUGAGCCGCUGGAUCAAAGCGUUGAUCAUGUUGAUUUGGACAAGGGAAGUGGCUUCGCGAUUCAUGAAACAAAUCUGCAUGAGAGAGAUAUUUCACGAUCGGCUGAGAGCCUCCGAACGCCGACAAGGACUGAUACUGUUAAUGGUCUUGAAGUGCUGAAGAAAGUUAACGCUAUGGAGAUACAUUGUCAGGACAAGGUGAGUCCUACAGCUGGGAGGAGUACAACGAGUGCCCUUGAGAUUUCGAAGCUUAAUUUGGGAAACAGAUUUGAGGUUUUGACUAGCAGGGGAGAGCAGAUAGAUACGGAAGCUUAUAAACAACCUGUUAAUCUACCAGAUCAAGAGAUUGAAACUUCAGAGGAUGAGGAAGAAGUUGAUGCCGAGAUAAUUAUGGAAUCCGAUGGAAAAUUCAAUGAGGAAGAUAUGGAGGUUCCAGGAUUGAUAAAUGAGCGCAGGAUUCUAGAAGCAACAGGUGCCGAGGCUGUGGCCAUCGAGAAUGCGAUGAAGGCCCAGCGUCUGGAACAAAUAUUAGCUAUCGCCAAAGCUCCUAUGAAAAUGGGGUCACCGCCCAAGAAAAGGGGCAGACCUUCAAAGCAAGCUCUAGCGGCCAAAGCUGCCAAGGUUGACGAUAAUAAAGUUGUUGAACUCAAUACAGCGGCUCAUGAGAGCAUUAAGAAUCAUCUGCGGCACUCAACAGAUACGGGGUAUAAAGCGCGAGAUUUCGUUAUUUAG